UCACGGAUGCUUGUAAGUCCCCCGCGACUGCUGUCGCCAAUAACACUCAAUGAGUCUCGUGUUUUGUCUCGGAAAUCAAAGUCACCAAUGCCUUGUGGUGCUGCAGUAAGGCGAGGGUCUACCCGUAUUGCUCGCACCGUGAAUAAACGCCGUCGCUUUCCCCCUCGCAUCGAGUCGCCUCUCGAUGUAUAUGGCCGCGUUCCCAUGUUUGACCGUCUCCCAUGGAUCUCUGCCAUGGAGUACCCUCCGCGGCUCGAUCUCUGCGAUACUGCAGAUCUGUCUCUCCUGCCUGCACUUGGCGCUGAAGAACCCGCCUUCUCAGACGCGAUCCCUGCGUCUGGACCCGUGCGCCGUCGCAAGUCAUCACUCCGUUCAAACCCUCUUGGAAAUAAUCCAGAGCCGGAAUCGCCAUCAAGACAGAUUUUUCCUUUCCAGUCCCCCAACUGUGAUCGGGAGCGUCUCAAGACCCCGCCCCCUAGGGCACCUUUUGACCCCACACAAGUCACUUUCUACAACCUCAUGCCAGUCUUUCCGGAUGGAGCUGUCAACAACCCCUCAUAG
Messenger RNA from Suillus bovinus, 561 nucleotides. RefSeq lists its product as uncharacterized. The record is from RefSeq and is a predicted model, not a curated record. The annotation marks the transcript as partial. The transcript has 2 exons. Lineage: Eukaryota; Fungi; Basidiomycota; Agaricomycetes; Boletales; Suillaceae.